Molecule: messenger RNA, 5299 nt
Organism: Pogonomyrmex barbatus (red harvester ant)
Lineage: Eukaryota; Metazoa; Arthropoda; Insecta; Hymenoptera; Formicidae
Product: ATP-binding cassette sub-family C member 10
Biological process (GO): transmembrane transport
Cellular component (GO): membrane
Molecular function (GO): ATP hydrolysis activity; ATP binding; ABC-type transporter activity
Source: RefSeq, a predicted model, not a curated record
CGUGGAAAGUCAUAUAAAAUAGUGCAGAUCUUAUUGGUACCACAUAUUUAAUAUUUAUGGAAAUUUCUCGAUCGACAGCAUGGCGGAGAAUUGGUUGAAUGAUGUAGAAAGAUGGAAGUGGAACUGGACAGAAUUAUGUGGACAUCAUGGAGAUAUUAAUCCUUUGAAUCCAGAAACACAUGACUUAAGUAUAUGUUUCCAGCAGCUUUGUUUACAGAUACCAGUAUUAGCUCUCAUAGCUAUAAUUUCUGCUUACUAUUGCGGAAAAAGAGAUACAUCUUCAUCUCGACAGCAGUACAUUUAUUAUGCUAUAAACAUAAGGAUUUUAAUUACAAUAUGUCUUGUGAUACUGCCUAUCAUAAGAGCAUAUAUUAUUUUGACUAAUACCACUAUACCGUCAAUACAUAAUAAGAUACAAGAUAGUACACCAGAUCCAAAACUGGAUAUUUUCCUUGACAAGAAUACAAAUUCAUCAUUAGAAAAUGAAACAGAUAUCAUAAGCAGGAUACGCGAUGGAUUAAAUCACACUCUUAGAUUUGCUGAAUCAAUUUUCUUAGGAAAUAGUGUUAAGGAUACUACUACAACUCCAUUAUACUUCAAUAAUUAUGAAUCGAAUAUUACAGAUAAAUUCACUUCUGCUAAACCAGUGGAUUAUCUUGUCGCAGGAACUGAAGGUUUAGCUUGGGUUGUGCAUCUUUGUUUUAUUUUGAGUUUAAAACGUGGACGUAAUCCUAAUCCACGAGGACCAGUAUUAAUACGAGCAUUAAUAUUUCUUUUAAUCGUUAUUUCUGUGUUAUUAUUACGCAGCCAUGUCAAUAACAAGCCUACAGAUGAUGUUUUGCCAAAUCUGUCAUUGGGAUUCAGUAUCACUAUAGUCACUCUUUUAAUAUUGUACACGAUAACACUGAUACCUGGUUCUAAUAGAUCAGAACAAACGAGAGGGUCAUCUCGAAAUGCUAUGAUAGGAGAACGUACUCCACUGUUAAGUAGUCCCACUUUUUCAUACGUACAAUUUCCGGAAGAACAAGAUCCAAGCUAUCUUGGAAUGGCUAUGGAAGAUACAACAAUCAUUUCUAAACUUCUGUUUCAUUGGGUAACACCAUUAAUGGAAAAAGGUGUUAAAGGAUUGCUAAACCAUUCUGAUGAUUUAUUUGAUUUACCCGAUCAGAUUAGUACCAAUACAAUCAGUUAUAAACUUGAUCAACAUUUACAUAAUAUGCCGAAAACUGUAAGCAAUGAAAUCGAAAAUAAUUUGGAAACUCCGCUUCAUACAGAUGUAAAAGUAGUUACAAAGAAAGUGACGUUGUUUUACUUACUGCAUCGAUGUUUUGGCUGGGAAUUUUAUGCGGUUGGCAUACUUAAAUUUAUUGCAGAUUGCAGCUUAUUCAUGGGACCAAUAUUUUUAAAUAAAUUGAUAGGUUUUAUCGAAGAUAAAAAUGAAUCACUUUCAUAUGGAUAUCUAUAUGCAACUCUUAUAAUACUCAGCAGUAUAAUUGGUGCUUUUUGUAAUACUCACUUUACAUUUUGGAUGUCUCUUGUGGGUUUGAAAAUUCGUUCUGCGAUUAUUACUUUAGUCUAUCGAAAAACAUUGCAUUCUUCUAAUAUCGAUUUAAAUCACAAUUUUAAUUUCGGUGAAAUUGUUAACUUUAUGAGUACUGAUAGCGAUAGAUUGGUCAAUAGCUGUCCUAGUUUUCAUACAUUUUGGAGUAUACCAUUUCAGUUAUUCGUGACGUUAUAUCUUCUGCAUAAGCAAAUUGGAGCUUCAUUUUUAGCUGGUGUUGCAUUUUCAAUAGUACUUAUACCAAUUAAUAAAGUAAUAGCAAAUAAAAUUGGUAAGCUCAGUACUAAAUUAAUGGAAUAUAAAGAUCAAAGAGUAAGAUUAAUGGGAGAGAUAUUACGAGGAAUAACUACAAUUAAAGUUAAUGUAUGGGAGGAGCACUUCAUGCGAAAUAUCUUCAAGAUAAGAGAAAGUGAAGUGAAAUAUUUACGAGGUAGAAAAUACUUGGAUGCACUUUGUGUUUAUUUUUGGGCGACUACACCUAUCAUUAUCGCAAUAUUAACAUUUGCAACAUAUGUAUUGUCCGGAAAUGAGUUAGACGCUAAAACGGUGUUUACGGUUAUGGCAUUAUUGAACAUGUUAAUAGGACCUUUAAAUGCAUUUCCAUGGGUUUUAAAUGGCCUUACAGAAGCAUGGGUUUCCCUGAAAAGAAUUCAAAGAAUGUUGGAUCUUCCAGAUAUGGACGCGUCAUUGUAUUACACAGAUAUUACUCCCGAUGUUGAUUUAUUGUUACAAAAUGUAACAUUGACUGUGAAUCGUCCAAGAAACAAUGAUAUUGAUACAAAUGCAAGUUCGAACAUUGUGAGCACUCCAACCUCAAGCACCGACAUUAAAAAAAGUGUUACUUUCGAAGAUGAUGAUGUUUUUGCCUUAUAUAAUAUUAAUUUAUCUGUACAAAAGGGACAAUUGAUUGGUAUCAUGGGUAAGAUUGGAAGCGGAAAAACUUUACUCUUAGAUGGUAUCUUGGCAGAAAUUACAAAAACCAGUGGAAUAAUAGCGGUUAAUGAUGAUCACAAAGGUUUUGGAUACGUGAAACAGAAUCCUUGGCUACAACGUGGUACAAUACGAGAUAAUAUUCUAUUCGGAAAACCAUAUGAUCCUAAUAAAUAUAAGAAUAUUUUAAAGGCUUGUGCCCUUACGACUGAUUUGAAUUCACUGCCAAACAAAGAUUUAACAGCUGUUGGUGAAGCUGGAAAUACUUUAAGCGGCGGCCAGAAGACGAGAAUUUCCUUAGCUCGCGCUAUAUACGCAGAUAAAGACAUUUAUUUGUUAGACGAUAUAUUAGCGACAUUGGACGUCAAAGUUGCUAAACAUGUUUUUCAACAUGUAAUUCUAGGUUUGUUACGAAACAAAACCAGAAUAUUAUGUACGCAUCAAACUCAGUAUUUGGUUCAUGCAGAUUUAGUUAUUGAAAUGUCAAAAGGAAAAAUUAUUAAUCAAGGAAAACCAAGCGAUGUAUUGCCCGAUCUGGAAGAUUAUCUUUUGUCAUCAGAAUCUAUCGAAUCCGAUUUUGAUAUCACUUCUAUAACAAUGCUACCCGAUGAAUUUAGUCGUUCGGAAAAAAAUGAAGUAGAUCCUUUACUCGACAAGGAAGCGACUGAGAAAGGGACGGUACAUUUCUCAGUGUAUACAUGUUACAUUAAGGCUGUAGGACGAUACUUGGCAAUAUCAAUAUUUCUUUCUAUGAUUCUGAUGCAAAGUUCGAAAAACAUUACAGAUUUAUGGUUGUCAUAUUGGGUAACACAUAAUAACGCUACAGUGAUUAAUUCAACUGACACAUCCAGUCUUGGAAAAUUGCAGCUGUAUUACGAUAAUUACAGUUUGCAUGAUACAAAAUAUUAUUUAACAGUUUAUAGUCUGUUAGCUGUAUUUAAUUCCAUCUUUACUUUAAUCAGAGCUUUUAUCUUUGCAUAUGGUGGGAUACAAGCAGCCAUAACGAUGCACAAGCAACUUUUAAAGAUAGUUAUGCGGGCAAAAACAAUAUUUUUCGAUAUUCAAGCAAUUGGAAGGAUCAUAAAUAGAUUUUCAUCAGAUACAUAUACAAUCGAUGACUCUCUGCCUUUUAUUGCUAAUAUCUUAUUGGCACAUCUAUUCGGAUUGGUUGCUACAAUUAUAAUUACAGCUUAUGGACUACCCUGGAUCUUUCUGGUUUUAGCACCUCUUGUACCUGUUUAUCAUUGGAUACAAAAUCAUUAUAGAUUAACAUCGAGAGAAGUAAAACGGUUAUCUAGUAUCACGUUGUCUCCUUUAUACGCCCAUUUCAAUGAAACUUUGAGUGGCCUAACGAGUAUCAGAGCGUUUCGCACUGUACCUCGCUUUAAACAGGAAAAUGAAUUAUUAUUAGAAGCUAGUCAAAAAACGCAAUUUGCUUCUAUAGCCGCCAGUCAAUGGCUUGCAUUGAGAUUACAAUUUAUCGGUGUUGCUCUUCUAGCCGGAGUUAGCAUCAUGGCAGUUUUGCAACAUCAAUAUAACAUAGCUGAUCCUGGUUUGAUCGGUUUAGCGAUCACGUAUGCGUUGUCUGUAACUGGAUUGUUAUUCGGGGUAGUAAACUCCUUUACCGAAACUGAGAGAGAGAUGAUUGCCGUGGAACGAGUCAAACAGUAUUUAGAUAAUAUUCCAACUGAAAAUAUAACAGGCGCUAAUCCGCCUUAUGCAUGGCCAAGUCAGGGUGUUGUAGAAUUUAGAGAAGUUGUUUUGAAGUACAGAGAUCAUUUGGUGCCAUCUUUAAAAGAAGUAACGUUCAUCACACGACCAGCAGAGAAAAUAGGGAUAGUUGGUCGAACUGGUGCUGGAAAGAGUUCAUUACUCGCUUCAUUGUUUAGACUGACAGAAAUCAGUUCUGGAAGUAUAUUGAUUGACAAUGUGAACAUUCAAACAUUAUCAUUGAAAGCGUUAAGAUCUCGUUUAGCUAUCAUACCUCAGAAUCCGUUUCUCUUCUCGGGUACUAUUCGAGAAAACGUGGAUCCGUUGGACCAAUUCACUGAUAUGCAUAUAUACAAAACUCUCGAGAAAUGUAAAGUGCAUUCUUUAGUUUAUCGAUUAGGUGGUUUGGGUGCAAUCUUGGAUGAAGGUGGCAGUAAUCUCAGCGCCGGUCAGAGACAAUUGUUCUGCUUAGUCAGAGCUGUGCUACAUAAUGCUAAGAUUGUCUGCAUUGAUGAGGCCACUGCGAAUGUAGAUCAGGAGACAGAUAAAUUUAUUCAAGCGACAAUAAAGUCUUCCUUCCAAAGUGCAACGGUUAUUACCAUUGCUCAUAGAAUAAGAACGAUUAUGCACUGUGAUAGAGUUUUAGUGAUGGGAGAUGGCGAAGUGCUGGAAUUUGACGAGCCGAAUUUAUUAAUUCAAAAUGCUGAUUCCUACUUCUAUCAUUUGGCUAACCAAGAAUUUUCAGAUCAAGAUUAAACAUGAGGCAAUUUGAUUGUAUAUAAUGGGUGUAUCUAGUAUUGUGAACACACAUAUACAUAAUGGUUAUAAUGCAUUAUUAUAACGCAUUAUAUGUAUGAUAAAAUUCUAGAAAGCUAAAUUGUUUUUGUACGACAGGAUUUUUUUUUAAGAAUAAGUUAAGAGGCCUUUAUAAAGCAAACAUUUGUAUUUGUGAGAUAUUUAAUAUAUAUUAUAAUAUUAUGACUAUUUUAAAUAUUAUUUAUCAGAAAAGCUGAAAUUAAUGUGUAUGUGAAGAUAAUCAUGUAAGUUAUUGAGCUAUAUUUUAUAUAUAAAUAAACGUUUAAUAAGUAAGAAACCAAA